Messenger RNA from Funneliformis geosporum, 341 nucleotides. The record is from the annotation of a GenBank genome assembly. Lineage: Eukaryota; Fungi; Glomeromycota; Glomeromycetes; Glomerales; Glomeraceae.
ACAUUGAAUCAGCAUUAGUUGAGGUAAUCAAAGUAGCAUAUAGCCAAGACACGAAAAAAUAUGAUAAAAUGGGAUUGACAUAUAUAGGUUAUUUAAAAACAAUGCGAUGUAAAAGGGACGCAGAUGAUCAUUGCAGAUAUGUAGCAAAGCAACGAGUUCCAAAUGAGGAAGCCUAUAAUGAAAGAAUGGCGGAUUUCAAAGACUGGUAUAAUGAAGAAGUGUAUCAGAGUGUUGAAAAGUUAUACAAAUUAUAUCUCUUAUUUGCGAGCCAGGAAGAGGUUGUACAAAAAAGAUCUAUAGAAGAAGUAGCAAUAUCUACACAAUUAAGUGCAAAUUUAUAA